Messenger RNA from Coccidioides posadasii C735 delta SOWgp, 615 nucleotides. RefSeq lists its product as uncharacterized. Gene Ontology annotation, biological process: resolution of meiotic recombination intermediates; replication fork processing; DNA repair. Lineage: Eukaryota; Fungi; Ascomycota; Eurotiomycetes; Onygenales; Onygenaceae. Gene Ontology annotation, cellular component: FANCM-MHF complex. The record is from RefSeq and is a predicted model, not a curated record.
AUGCCUCCUCUCUCCAAACGCAAAGCUCUCCCUUUCAAACCUCCGCGGUCUAUCGCGGCGACUACCGAGAACGCAUCCACAUCAGCCUCGAAACAUGAAUCCGUCUCAGGUUCCGGAAAGCCCCGCAAACGAACAAAGACACAGGCCGUUGCUGUAACCCGUUCUCCGUCUCCCCCACUUGUAUCCGAACCUUCAGAAUCCCCGGCAAAUAAGCUACGCUCUCCUGAACAUGGCGACUCCCCCACACGUUCUAUCGACUCGUUAUCCUCAGAGCCAGAAUAUAUCCUCGCAGAAAUCACUGCUCCUAAAGAGGAAAACCGACAAUCUCUCGAAACCUCCGAACCAGACUUUCCACCCAAACUCCUAGCUGCUAUCAUUCAUCAUCACAUGAAAAGCAAGGGCGAGAAGAUGCGGAUAACAAAAGACGCCAAUAGAUUAUAUGCAAAGUACAUUGAUAUUUUUGUGAAAGAGGCCGUGGCGAGAGCAAUCCACGAGCGACGAGAGAAAUUGAAUACGGAUGGAAUUGAGAGGGAUAGAUCCCGGAGGAUACUGGAUAGUUAUUUGGAGGUCGAGGAUCUGGAAAAGCUGGCGCCCCAAUUGCUUCUUGAUUUCUAA